Messenger RNA from Hippocampus zosterae (dwarf seahorse), 2999 nucleotides. RefSeq names its product regulation of nuclear pre-mRNA domain containing 1B (gene rprd1b). The transcript has 7 exons. Gene Ontology annotation, molecular function: RNA polymerase II complex binding. Gene Ontology annotation, biological process: mRNA 3'-end processing. Lineage: Eukaryota; Metazoa; Chordata; Actinopteri; Syngnathiformes; Syngnathidae. The coding region runs from base 586 to 1578 and encodes 330 amino acids. Gene Ontology annotation, cellular component: RNA polymerase II, holoenzyme. The record is from RefSeq and is a predicted model, not a curated record.
GCCCGCGACGCAAAUGUUGAAGUGUAAGUGCAAGCUGCCAUUUUUUUGAUAAUUCCUCCUGAUUAGUUCAGCUAAAGGUAACGACCCUACGAGUCACUCCGCUUUGAGGUUUACCAAUUCAUUAAUCCCGUUUUCGUGCCGAACAAGUAUUCACCUCUGAAUUUACAAAAGUUCCGGCAUUUCAACUCCGGCAAAAGCGCAGGCUAGCUCGUAGUAUGCGGAUGGCUACUUAGCUGACGCUGGCUAAGUGUUAGCUGUGACUGUAAACAAACACUUGAGCUACUGAGCAAACUGCUUCUCUUGAGCCAACUCAAAAGCUGCACGUUUGUUAUCUCCUCACAGCAUUCACGGAGUUCAGCGGCUUGUAUAACGCUAUUAGAGUUUUGCUUGAGUGGGCAACGGACGGGCGCUCCUUUUUUGGAGAGUGGGGGUUGUUUUUAAUCUUCCGUCUACUUGCGUGAAGUGCAACUUUAGUUUUGAUGAGAGUGACUCAAGUGGUUUCCUCCAACCAGCUCGAAGCGCCAUCAAUUUAGAGCGGAGUCGUGGUGAGGCUGCUCCCAAGGAGACGCGCGCCAGCACGCGGACAUGUCGUCGUUUUCCGAGGCGGCGCUGGAGAAGAAGCUGUCGGAGCUGAGCAGCUCGCAGCAGAGCGUUCAGACUUUAUCUCUGUGGAUCAUCCACCACCGCAAACACUCGGGCCUCAUCGUCAAAGUGUGGCACAGAGAGCUGAAGAAAGCGAAAACCAGCAGGAAGCUGACGUUCCUCUAUCUGGCCAACGAUGUCAUCCAAAAUAGCAAGAAGAAAGGACCUGAAUUCACGAAAGACUUUGAGACGGUCCUCAUCGAUGCCUGCUCUCAUGUUGCCAGUGAAGUCGAUGAGAGCUGCAAAAAACACAUGGAGAGACUCCUGAACAUCUGGAAAGAGCGCAACCUCUACAGAAGUGACUUUAUUCAGCAGCUCACCCUGGCCAUAGAAGACUCUAACAGCCCUCAGCCUACAGUAGAAGAAAAGAAACCGGUGAAACGGACCUACCAGAAGAUCCACCAAGAGGAAGAGGAGGAUGAGGAUGAUGACUACAGAAGCAUCAGCUCUCCUCACAAUACAGAUGCCUCCGCUAAUCAACUGACAGAGGAGCUAGUGAAAGCACUGCAGGAUUUGGAGAAUGCCGCCUCAGGGGACGCCGCUGUUCGACAGAAAAUUGCCUCGUUGCCGCAGGAAGUCCAAGAUGUCUCGCUACUGGAAAAAAUAACCGACAAGGAGGCAGCAGACAAACUGUCCAAGACGGUGGACGAAGCGUGUCUUCUGCUGGCCGAAUACAACGGCCGCUUGGCCGCAGAGCUGGAGGACCGGAGGCAGCUGGCACGUAUGCUGACUGACUACAUCGGCAGCCAGAAGGAGGCGCUUGUGGAGAGGGAGAAGAAGCUCGAGGAAUACAAGCAGAAGCUGGCCAGGGUGACCCAGGUGAGGAAGGAGCUCAAAUCUCACAUCCAGAGUCUGCCCGACCUCUCCCUCCUUCCCAACGUGACCGGCGGUCUGGCCCCGCUCCCCUCGGCCGGUGACCUCUUCUCCACCGACUGAGUGGUGGGGCUCAGACUAGCUACACCCCCUCGUGUCCUCCCGCACCCAACCUACCAACACACACUUUCAGCAUAACCAUUGCAGGCUGUGUUGCUUGCCGGGGCCUUGAUGAGGUCAACAGGUAUCAGGAGGAUAAUAGAAGGGUGGGAUGAUCGUGGGAUCGCCGUCGGGACAAUAACCGGUUUUGUGAAAUCUCAGCGCCCCACAGAAAAAACAGAGACUAUGUCAGCCUGGAUUUUCCCACUUAGUUUCCACGCCACCAGCUUGGAAUGAGUUCUUUCCUGUUUGUUUUUAUCAUUAUUUUUAUUUGUAAUGCCAUAACAUGUAAGUGAAUAAAGAGGCCCGGGUUAAGUCGGCCGGAGUUACGGUGUGGCGUUCGUGGUGCUUGUAUAUUACCCGGAUUUGCGUAUGUUCAAUUGGCCUUCCGAGAGCUUGUGACUACACUGCUGUCAAGAAUGUACCAUUGAUUAGUUUAAUUGUUUUUUUUUUUGUUUUGUUUGUUUUGUUUUAAAUAGUUCAGGUGGAGAUUACAGAGACAGUGCCAUCAUGGCAGACUUGAUUUCCAAGGAGGCAUUUUUCAGAAUUUCACCACCACCAGUGCUUCAUUUUAUUGUAUGCAAUAAUUGGUCAUUCAGAUGAAGAGACACAAGGUAGUUUAACCGUCUAAAUAAACCCAAAUUCUCAGUGGCUUCCAUCAAGUAUCCUCGAGUUCUCUCUACAGAGUCACAACCAAUGGAAAUAAAACCAUCAUGUGCAAAUGAAUGACUGGAGCAAGUCCUUGUCACCUGCUUAAGAAUAGAAUAAUCCUCUUUCCAAGUAUUGCCCAAGUCCCACUUGUAUGUCCAGACAUCAAAAAACAGCCACUGUGGAGUAGGCAUGCGUUCCCGACAUUUAAGGUCAGCUAGAGAGAAGUAGCUUAUUUUGGUUUAUUAUACCUAGCUCAUUUUUAAUUUCAACUUGUCAAGUCAACAGUAUUUAUAGAGCACUUUCAAACAGCCAUCGCUGCAUACAAAGUGCUGUGCAUGGAGCAAUUUAACAUGCACAAUAAAACAAAGAGAGGUUUUUGAUAUCAGAAUAUCAGGAGUGUUUGCUAAACCAAAGUUUGUGUAUGUGUGUGUGCAUUUUUUAUUUCCCCAUGCAGUCAAUGGUGGGCCUCCCAAGCACAUUCUUGACCUCUGUAGUCAACUAAGGCUGUGUGAAACGAUACAAAUGCCCCUGCAGCCACUGGAAGCGAGGAAAGACGUGGCACCAGUUUGUUCCACUGUAGUUUAGUUAAAUCUACUGUAUCCUCAUGCUGUGCAGUCUGCAUUUCUCUCUGCAUAACCAAAUUGUACAAGCCGGAGUCUACCAGUAGGGUAGUUUUAUUUCUGUAAUGAAAGUGGUUCCAAUGGAUGCCAAUAAAACGGACCCAUUUGGACAAA